AUGCCAACUCGGUUACAUCCAAAGCUAUCGGCAAGGUAUUAUGGGCCCUUUGAGGUGUUACAGCAGAUCGGAAAAGUCGUUUUUCGUUUGCAAUUACUUGAGGUAGCCAGAAUUCAUCCAAUAUUCCACGUGUCCCAACUGAAGAAAGCUGUGGGGGAGAAGAGAGUUGAAAAGGAACUUCCAGCUGAGUUACAAGCAGAUGGACCCAUGUUUAGGCCAGUGAAGGUGCUGGACAAAAGGACUCGACAGCUGGGAACAAAAGAAAUACCUCAGAUUAAGCCUAGAGAUAUUGAAGAUGCUAUCAAUCAGGCACUAGAUGAUUGGCCAUACUCAACAUUCUUCUUUUUGGUUUGUUGCAAACAGAGAGUUCUUGAAUCAGUUAAUCUUCUUCCAUCAAAGAAAACAGUUAUCAAUAUACUCCAAGGUGUUAGUGGAAUUGUCAAGCCUGCAAGAUUGACCUUGCUUUUGGGGCCCCCAAGAUCAGGAAAAACUACACUGUUGCAAGCACUUGCUGGGAAACUGGACAGGGAUUUAAGGGUUUCCGGAAGAGUCACUUACUGUGGUCAUGAGUUAUCAGAAUUUGUUCCUCAAAGAACAUGUGCUUAUAUUAGUCAGCAUAAUGUUCAUCAUGGAGAGAUGACAGUAAGAGAAACGCUGGAUUUUUCUGGACGCUGCUUGGGAGUUGGAACACGGCAUGAGCUACUACUAGAAUUGAUAAAGCGAGAAAAACAGGCCGGAUUUAAACCAGAUCCAGAGAUAGAUGCCUUCAUGAAAGCCACAGCAGUGGAAGGUCAAGAAACAAGUCUCAUUACAGAUUAUGUUCUCAAGGUUCUUGGAUUGGAAAUAUGUGUUGAUACUUUGGUGGGAGAUGAGAUGAGGAGGGGAAUAUCUGGUGGAGAGAAAAAGAGGUUAACUACUGGUAUGGGAAAAAAUUAUAAGAAAAUUUUAUCUUACUCAAGAGAAGAUGAUAGUCUACUAGUAUGGGAAAUUGGACCUUUCUAAUUGAAAUUCUGCUUGUGCACAGAAUGGAAUAAACUUUUCCUUUCAAACUUUUCUUUUCCACCUUUGUAAUCUUGUAAUUAUAUAUUAUACAUUAUAUAUUAUGAAUAUAUUUGGCAAUUUGACAUUGUAUGUGGCAAUUUAGAAGUUAUGAUUGAUUCUUAUCAAAAU
Vigna radiata var. radiata (mung bean) is the source of this 1170-nucleotide messenger RNA. RefSeq names its product ABC transporter G family member 34-like. The record is from RefSeq and is a predicted model, not a curated record. The transcript is spliced from 7 exons. Gene Ontology annotation, molecular function: ATP binding; ATP hydrolysis activity. Lineage: Eukaryota; Viridiplantae; Streptophyta; Magnoliopsida; Fabales; Fabaceae. Bases 1 to 1002 code for a protein of 333 amino acids.